GCAAUCUCAGCAAGCGGGCGCGUGUUUUCCGAAAGUUGGUGACAUCUCUCGGACAGUUUGAUGGUCAAAGUUUAGCGAAGAAAAGAGCGCCUUCUUGGAUGAUUCUGUAAUAAUGGCAAAAGAAAACAAAACCUCGAACAAGCAGUGCGGCAUAAAAAAAAAGCGUGAAUCCAUCAAUAAAGUGCGCGCAAACCCAUACCCGCGGGAACCGGUUGUCGCUCCAUCACCCAUCAUCAAGUUAGCCAUGACCUUGGCCAACGCCAGCGGCCCUUCGAUGGCCGCUUGGCUUACACUUCUUCUCUGCUGCGGCACAAUUCAGACACCGCCUACUUUGGCGGCAGCAGCAGCAGCGGCAGGUGAAAGCAUCUUCGAUAACAUCAUCAACCAGCUGAUGUCGACGGCGGCCACGGCUCAAAACUAUCUGGACGCCACCGCUGGACCACAGCAAAAUGUCAGGGAACCAUCGCUCGCUUCGGUGGACGUUUCGUCGUCGUUUCUGGGCAACGGAUUGUCGACGAUUGGCUCCUACGAGGAGAAUACGCCGUUCUGGAAUCCGUUCACCUGGCUGAAACCGAGGGCCGUUUCCAUUCCGUACAAUCCCGACACGGAUUUGACUACGCCGGAAAUCGCAGUACGCCAUGGUUACUGGGCCGAGUCGCACACGAUUAAAACAAGCGACGGCUACCUGCUCACAUUGCAUCGGAUUCCAUGCGGUCGGGUAGGAUGCGCAGGGUCUAGCGGGGGCAAGGGUUCGGGACAGCCGGUCUUUCUCCAGCAUGGCCUACUGUCCAGUUCGGCCGAUUGGCUUCUGAGCGGGCCGGAUAAGGCGUUGGCGUUCAUCUUGGCCGACGCCGGGUACGAUGUGUGGCUUGGUAAUGCUAGGGGCAAUACCUACUCGAGGAAGCACGUCUCGAUGAGUAGCGACGAGACGGCCUUUUGGGACUUCAGCUGGCACGAGAUGGCCCUGUAUGACAUCCCGGCGGAGAUUGAUUUCGUUUAUGGAAUGAGAGAACUGGAACAAAACGACACCCGGCGAAACCUGCUGUACAUUGGCCACUCGAUGGGUACGACCAUGGCCUUCGUGAUGCUGGCCAACAUGCCGGAGUACAACGACAAGAUACAGGCGGUGUUCGCCAUGGCGCCGGUGGCGUUCAUGGGUCACGUGAAGAGUCCCAUCCGGCUGUUGGCGCCCUUUUCGCACGAUAUCGAGAUGAUCCUGAAGUUCUUCGGGGGUAACGAGUUCAUGCCGCAGAACAAGAUCAUCCGCUACCUGGCUAAGUACGGCUGUGAGUUGACCGAAGCGGAGAAGUAUAUCUGCGAGAAUACCGUAUUCGUCCUGUGCGGGUUCGACAAGGAGCAAUACAACGCCACGCUGAUGCCGGUAAUCUUCGGCCAUACUCCGGCGGGUACUUCAACCAAGACGGUAGUCCACUACGCCCAGGAGAUCCACGACAGCGGCAACUUCCAGCAGUUCGACUACGGCGAGGCGGAGAAUCAACGGCGGUACGGACAGCCGCAACCUCCCAGUUACAGCCUAGAUCGGAUCAGCACUCCAGUGGCGUUGUUCUAUGCUAACAACGAUUGGCUGGCGGGACCGGUGGACGUGGCCAAUCUGUUCAACCGGCUGACGAAGACCUCGAUCGGUAUGUUCAAGGUGCCGAACGAUAACUUCAACCACGUGGACUUCCUUUGGGGCAAUGACGCCCCGGAGGUGGUCUACAAGCAGCUGAUGAUGUUGAUGAAGAGGUACAAAUAGGGUAGGACAGGUGGUAUGUUAAUACAUAAGUAGAUCUAAGGAUGGAAAACGUGGCAUUUAACCCCCGACAUGACAAAUUCGAUGCUUUAAUAUUUUGUUAUACUUUUAGGCGAUAGAGUAGUUGAACUCCAGAUGGCGAUGAGUUGUACACCUGCUUAUAUACAAACGAUUAUUUGUAGA
Molecule: messenger RNA, 1936 nt
Organism: Aedes aegypti (yellow fever mosquito)
Lineage: Eukaryota; Metazoa; Arthropoda; Insecta; Diptera; Culicidae
Product: lipase 3
Exons: 5
Coding region: 113-1756 (547 amino acids)
Biological process (GO): lipid metabolic process
Source: RefSeq, a predicted model, not a curated record